CUGCAUCCCCCCACCCGACCUGACAGAGGCAGACAUCCCAGCAGCUCACACCAAGCCUUGGACUGCUAAACCUAGCAGCAGCCGCAGUGAUAAUACCGCCUCCUAGAACGCCGGUUGAGUAGUACCAACACUCACUGCGCGCUGUGACCUAGUCGUGAUUACGAUCCGACGCACCGUAUCACGAGUUUAGGCGUCAGAGUAGACUGAGUCGGGUGGCGGAAGGGCGGCCGCUGCGGAAGGCACAGCAAUUGGCGUUUGUGGAUUGUGGGAGGCGCUGUCGCCAAGGCUCAUGUCGAGCCUCCUCGGCCCACAGCGUGUGGCAGGCUGCACGGUCAGGCCCACUCCGCCACCUGAUCAACGCCCGCGCGCGCAUCACACCGCGCCCUCCAGCUCGGUGCCCCCGCGGUGGGUGGUGCAGCUGCCGUCAGAGCACUCGCGAGUUCACAGAAGCACUUGCGUUCGCAAGUUUCGCACCACCAGUCAAAGUCAUGCGGCCACAAGAACAGCGGCGUGCAGCAAUGGCAGCAGCGCCACCACCACGAGCAACGCGAGCACGAGCAGCAGGCGGCAAGCACGGUGUGGAGUGUGCUUAAGGACCGAGUCAUGGCAGCCCAGGGGGCAACGAGCUUUGCCCGCCAAGGCAGCAGGAGCAAGAGCGCCAGCAGCGCGAAGGCUAGGGUUAGGCGGCAGCAAGCUGGCAGUCGGGAGCUUGUCGCAGCAGCAGCGGCGGCGGCAGCAGGGGCAGCGGCGGUGCGGGUGCGUGGCGGCCGUAUCCAUGGCGAGCCCGCCGGGCCCCGUGGCAGCGCCGGGGCCGGGCGCGAGCGACAGCGGCAAAGGCGCGGAGGCGCAGGCGGGCACGGCGGAGGAGCGCGUGGGCGUGCUGCUGCUGAACCUGGGCGGGCCCGACACGCUGGACGAUGUGCAGCCGUUCCUCUUCAACCUCUUCGCCGACCCGGACAUCAUCCGGUUGCCGCGCGCGCUGCGGUUCCUGCAGCGCCCCAUCGCGCAGUUCAUCUCCACCAUGCGCGCGCCCAAGAGCCAGGAGGGCUACGCCGCCAUCGGCGGGGGCUCGCCGCUGCGCCGCAUCACCAUGGACCAGGCGGAGGAGCUGAGCAAGGCGCUGCAGAAGAAGGAGCUGCCGGCGAAGGUGUACGUGGGCAUGCGCUACUGGCACCCCUUCACGGAGGAGGCCAUCUACCAGAUAAAGCAGGACCGCAUAACGCGCCUGGUGGUGCUGCCGCUGUACCCGCAGUUCUCCAUUACCACCAGCGGCUCCUCCCUGCGCCUGCUCGAACGCAUCUUCAGGGAGGACGAGUACCUGGUGACGAUGCAGCACACGGUGAUCCCCUCGUGGUACCAGCGCCGCGGCUACGUGGACGCCAUGGUGUCGCUCAUCCAGAAGGAGCUGCAGGCCUUCUCGCGACCAGAAAUAGUGAACAUCUUCUUCAGCGCGCACGGCGUGCCGGUGGCGUACGUGGAGGAGGCGGGCGACCCGUACAAGGCGGAGAUGGAGGAGUGCGUGGGCCUUGUGAUGGACGAGCUGCGGCGCCGCGGCAUCUACAACAACUACACCCUCGCCUACCAGAGUCGCGUGGGGCCGGUGGAGUGGCUGAAGCCGUACACGGACGAGAGCAUUGAGAUGCUGGGCAAGGCGGGCGUCAAGAGCCUGCUCGCCGUGCCCAUCAGCUUUGUGAGUGAGCACAUAGAGACGCUGGAGGAGAUCGACAUGGAGUACCGCGAGCUGGCGCUGGAGUCGGGCGUGGAGGAGUGGGGGCGCGUGCCAGCGCUGGGGUGCGAGCCGUCGUUCAUCGACGACCUGGCGGACGCCGUGCUCGAGGCGCUGCCCUACGUGGGCGCCAUGGCUGCCUCCUCGCUCGAGGCACGCCAGGCGCUGGUGCCGCUGGGCAGUGUGGAGGAGCUGCUGGCAACGUACGACAUAGAGCGGAGAGAGCUGCCGGCGCCCGUGGCCAUGUGGGAGUGGGGGUGGACCAAGAGCGCGGAGACGUGGAACGGGCGUGCCGCCAUGGUGGCCGUGCUGGGGCUGCUGCUGCUGGAGGUCAGCACGGGCCGCGGCAUCCUGCACCAGCUCGGCAUCCUGCCGCCUGCGCUAUGAGGACCAGGGGGGAAGAAGGGUACAUGGCAGGUCGUGGUGGACCGGGGGGGUUUUAGAGUGGCGUGGUUUGGUUGGCAGCUGUUGGUGCGUGCAGGCCAGGGGGGCCGUGGAGGGAGGGCCCUGUGCAUUGCACAAGACACUACUGCGCCUCACAUUGAUUUCUGCAUGUGUGCAAAUGCUGCCUACUUGUACUGUCCAUACUAAACGCUGGGAAGUGCAAACUUGAGAAGAGUCAUGUAGUGCACCGUGUGUCCUCAGCAAGUGCAAUCGGUGAGAGCACAUCAGUCACCGCACUGAUUAAAGCAUGUAUUAUCAUUCAUAAAAUCAGCCCUACUGGCAUUGGCGCGGGGUGGCUGUGGCCGCAAUGCGUGUGCACGUGCCCUGUCCCGCCAUUCCCCUCGCACUCGCCGCGUACCGCGCCUCCAAUGGUUCGUUCCCGCUCCUCUCGACUCCCUGUCGCCCGCUCACCGCGCCCUGCUGCGCGCCGCGCGCCGCUCUCGCUGCUGCUGGUCGUGCCGGUGGCCGCUCUCGCGCUGCUGCUGCUGCCCCUCUACGCCUCGCAUCGCCUGCGCUCCCUCGCCCGUCACCCCCGCCCGCACCCUUCCGCCUCGCACCGCCAUUCUGACGCCGAAACCGCCGGAGUAGCCAGCGCGCGCGCUGCCGAUCACCCAUGGCGCGCCCCCCGCGCCCGCGGCUCCUCAGACGACGACCUCUCCAGGGCGCUCGCGGCGCAGGAGGCGCUGGGGGAAGGCGCGGCGGAGGCGGAC
Closterium sp. NIES-67 is the source of this 2880-nucleotide messenger RNA. The record is from the annotation of a GenBank genome assembly. Lineage: Eukaryota; Viridiplantae; Streptophyta; Zygnematophyceae; Desmidiales; Closteriaceae.